Gossypium raimondii (Peruvian cotton) is the source of this 1752-nucleotide messenger RNA. Its product is annotated as cytochrome P450 89A2. Gene Ontology annotation, molecular function: iron ion binding; oxidoreductase activity, acting on paired donors, with incorporation or reduction of molecular oxygen, NAD(P)H as one donor, and incorporation of one atom of oxygen; heme binding. Bases 80 to 1618 code for a protein of 512 amino acids. The transcript has a single exon. Gene Ontology annotation, cellular component: membrane. NCBI's taxonomy places the organism in Eukaryota, Viridiplantae, Streptophyta, Magnoliopsida, Malvales, Malvaceae. The record is from RefSeq and is a predicted model, not a curated record.
GUUGCCAUAAAACUUGAAACUGACAGCUCCAAGUUUCGAUCAUCUCCUCUCUGAAACUUAACACUUUACCCCCCAAAACAUGGAAACUUGGUUCCUUAUCCUUUUCACAAUCUCCAUUUCUCUUCUUCUCAAAGCUUUCUUCUACCUUUUCUCCUCUUCCAAAAAACCGCCCUACACUCUUCCACCAUCACCUUCCACUUUCCCCAUCAUCGGCAACUUCUUAUGGGUCCGCAAAUCCUUCUUUCAAAUCGAACAAAGCCUCCGCCGCUUCAGCCGAAGCCUUGGCCCUAUGGUCACUCUCUAUAUCGGUCCUCGUCCUUCCAUCUUUGUCUUCGACCGCUCCCUUACUCACCAAGCUUUAAUCCAAAGCGGUUCCCUGUUUUCGGACCGACCCAAAUCUCUCCCUGCUAACAAGAUCAUGAACAGCAACCAACAUAACAUCAGUUCCGGUUCCUACGGUCCGAACUGGCGGCUGUUUCGUCGGAACUUGACUUCGGAGAUCCUCCAUCCCUCGCGUGUGAAGUCGUAUUCUCAUGCUCGUAAAUGGGUUUUGGAUAUUCUUUUUGAUGGUUUACAGGAAAAGGCUAAAAGUGGAGAAUCAGUUGAGGUUUUGGUUCAGUUUCAAUAUGCUAUGUUAUCUUUGUUGGUUUUAAUGUGUUUUGGUGAUAAACUUAGUCAACAACAGAUUAAAGAGAUUGGGGAUCUUCAACGAAGGGUGUUUACUGGUUUUGGGAGAUUCAAUGUGCUUAACUUAUGGCCUAGAGUGACCAAGAUUUUACUUCGUAAGAAAUGGGAUCAAUUGUUUAAGCUACGCAAGGAUCUUGAAGACUCAUAUAUCCCUUUGAUAAGAGCAAGAAAGAAAGCUAAAGAUGAGAGAUUGAGUAACAAGGGAAGUGCUGAUUAUGUGUUGGCAUAUGUUGAUACUUUGUUGGAUUUGGAAUUACCAGAGGAGAAAAGGAAACUUGAUGAAGCUGAAAUGGUCACUUUGGCCUCUGAGUUCAUCAAUGCUGGUACUGAUACAACCUCCACUGCUUUACAGUGGGUAAUGGCAAAUUUGGUGAAAUACCCUCAUAUUCAAGAUAGAUUAUUGGUUGAAAUCAAAGGUGUUGUGGGAGAUAGUGUUGAAGAAAUCAAAGAAGAGGAUUUACAAAAGAUGCCUUAUUUGAGAGCAGUGAUUUUGGAAGGGCUAAGAAGGCACCCACCAGCACAUUUUGUGGUGCCUCAUUGUGUGACUGAAGACACUGUCUUGGGAGGAUAUUUGAUCCCCAAGAAUUCAACUAUCAAUUUCAUGGUGGCAGAUAUGGGGUGGGAUCCAAAGGUGUGGGAGGAUCCAAUGGCAUUUAAGCCUGAGAGGUUCAUUAACAAUGCUGGUGGGGGGGAAGUGUUUGAUAUCACAGGGAGUAGGGAGAUUAAGAUGAUGCCAUUUGGAGUUGGGAGAAGAAUAUGCCCUGGACUAGGCUUGGCAUUGCUUCAUCUUGAGUAUUUUGUGGCUAAUUUGAUUUGGAAAUUUGAAUGGAAAGCCAUGGAUGGAGAUGAUAUCAGCUUGGAGGAGAAGCAAGAGUUCACCGUUGUGAUGAAGACUCCAUUGAUGGCGCACAUCUCACCAAGGAAGAGCUAAGCUAUUGGUCUUCUACUUAAAAUAUUUAAUUAUAUAUAGAAUAAUGUAUUGGUCAUAUGUCAAAUUAGCUUUCAAUAUUGUCCAUGUGGUGUUGUAUGCAUAUCCCUUCCUAUAUGAAACUAGAUACUUAAGUA